UCACAGAGGAGGAGAGUCACAGGGAGAGAGAGAGGUGGGAGCAGCGACAGGGUGCCGUCGUUGUCCACGAAGGACCGUGACAGUCCGGAGCGGCAGGAGUUAGAGGAGGAGGAGAAGAGGACUGUUAGCAGACUCCUCUGCCCACACCUCAAACACAAAACCUCCCCCGCUACGGAAACAUGCGAUGUGACAGAGAUUUGCGCGUCCGUGCUUCACUUGUGCCUUUGCAAACACCUUCAGGGAGUUCACAUGUUCACGCGCGUCGACGAGGAGGUCAUGUUUAGGCGCAGAUGAGCGGCAGAGCCUCGCGGAGUUUGGAUGUUUGUUUCCUAGCUUUGAGGACAUUUUUCUUAAAGAAGCGGGAGAAAACAGUGACGAAAGGAGUACCGCGAAUGUAGUCUUCAGGGGGAAAGCGAAACACUGUAGCCUACCAGGCAGUGUCUUCCUGCGGUCAGCCUCCUCCUCCUGUGAGUCUAUGUUUUGUGUCUCGUAGUGAGUGCGUGGUGAAAGUCAAGGGAGGAUGCAGGUGAAGAAGCACUCGGACCGGAGCAGCGGGGACAUGCUGGGGGGAGACGGCCCCCGUAAAAACUCUUCAUGCUUCUCAAAUAUCAAGAUAUUCUUGAUAUCGGAAUGCGCCCUCAUGUUGGCACAGGGGACCGUCGGAGCAUACCUGGUGAGUGUGCUGACCACCCUGGAGCGGCGGUUCAACCUGCAGAGUGCUGACGUGGGAGUGAUAGCCAGCAGCUUUGAGAUAGGAAACCUGGCCCUUAUCCUGUUUGUCAGCUACUUUGGGGCCAAAGCACAUCGGCCCCGUCUGAUUGGCUGCGGUGGAAUCGUCAUGGCACUUGGGGCUCUUCUCUCAGCCCUGCCUGAGUUUCUGACUAAUCAAUAUGAGAUUGGGGAAUUGUGGAGGACUGACGUGGGUCGGGAUGUUUGCUCCAACAUCAGCAGCAGUGCCGCUCAGCGUGCUGAGGAGGCUGUAUGCGCCAAUAAGGCCAACACUAACAUGAUGUAUCUGCUGCUCAUUGGGGCCCAGGUCCUGCUGGGGAUUGGGGCCACACCUGUGCAGCCUCUGGGCGUGUCCUACAUUGAUGAUCACGUGAAGAAGAAAGACUCCUCUCUAUAUAUAGGUAUCCUUUUUUCCACUCUAGUGUUCGGGCCUGCCUGUGGCUUCAUCCUCGGCUCCCUCUGCACUAAGUUCUACGUGGAUGCCAUCUUCAUCAACACCAGUCAGCUGCACAUCACUCCAGACCACCCUCGGUGGAUCGGAGCCUGGUGGGCGGGCUUCCUCCUGUGUGGUGCCUUACUCUUUUGCUCCGCUAUCCUGAUGUUUGGUUUCCCUCAGUCUCUGCCAACAAAGGAAAGAGAGGACGGGGCUGAGAGUGAGCAAGUUAUGCUUCCUCCUUCUCUCAAUUCAGACUUUGAGACUCCAAAGUCCAGCAACGGGCUCAUACGCAACCACGAGCCUGCCAACAGCCCCACCUGCUGUCAGCAGCUGAGGGUGAUCCCCAAGGUCACCAAACACCUCCUGUCCAAUCCUGUGUUCACCUGCAUCAUCCUGGCAGCCUGUAUGGAGAUUGCCGUCGUAGCUGGCUUUGCAGCCUUUCUGGGGAAAUACCUCGAGCAGCAGUUCAACCUCACCACCACCUCAGCAAACCAGCUACUAGGUAUGACAGCCAUUCCCUGUGCAUGUCUGGGGAUCUUCAUGGGCGGUCUCCUGGUAAAGAAGCUGAACCUGUCGGCACUCGGGGCCAUCCGCAUGGCCAUGUUGGUCAACCUGAUCUCCACGGCAUGCUACGUCUCCUUCCUGUUCCUAGGCUGCGACACGGGUCCUGUGGCUGGUGUGACGGUCGCAUAUGGCAAUGAGACUCUGAGGGAAGGGGAGAAACCAGUAGCUCAGUGCAUCAGUCAGUGCAACUGCUCCACUUCCUCCAUCAGCCCUGUGUGUGGAGCCAACGGAAUCACCUACCUGUCUGCCUGCUUUGCUGGCUGCACCCAGUCAGGAAGAUCUCAGAUCUCAUCCUCCAUCUCUCAGAAUCUAACAGGAUGUUCUUGUGUUUCUGCUGGGAGUGAAUUCACCACUGCAACUCCGGGAAAAUGUCCGAUGCCAGGCUGCCAGGAGGCUUUCCUCAUCUUCCUGUGUGUGAUCUGUGCCUGCAGCCUGGUCGGAGCCAUGGCCCAGACUCCCUCUGUUAUCAUCCUGAUCAGGACGGUGAGCCCUGAACUGAAAUCCUACGCACUUGGAGUGUUGUUUCUUUUGCUGCGUCUCCUUGGCUUCAUACCCCCUCCUCUGAUCUUCGGUGCUGGGAUUGACUCCACCUGCCGCUUCUGGAGCACAGACUGUGGCGACAAGGGUGCUUGUCUGCUGUAUGACAAUGCAAAGUACAGGCACCUAUACGUGAGCCUUGCCAUCAUUUUGAAGGGUGUGGCUUUCCUCCUCUACACCACUACCUGGUAUUGUUUACGCAGGAACUACAAGAAGUACAUCAAAAGUCACGAGGGUCACCUGACACCCACAGAGUUUUACCCAUCGCUAACGGAAGGCCCCAAAAUAGUGGACAGGACAAAAUUUAUAUAUAACCUAGAGGACCAUGAGUUUUGUGAAAAUAUGGAGUCAGUUUUAUAGUCAUUAUAGAGGAAAAGGACAAAAAGAACAUUUACACUAUCUCAAAGGAAUAUUUGACGAUUUUUCUCUUGAAAAGAAGAUUUUUUAUGAUAAAGGCAAUCUAUUUAAGGCUUUGUUCAGGUCAAAGGGGGAGUUGCUCCAUGUUUUUGGCAAACUUUCAAAGGGGUCCAUUUAGUCAUUUUCUGAUGUGUGGAGUUGCCCGUGAACUCCUGUGUUGACUCUGGUGUUCUAGACAUCUACAGCACUGAUUCGCUCAGUCCUAGCUGAUUGUUAGCGAGUGGACAUGAUGUUACUUCAACUGUAGCUGCCAUAUUGUUUUAGGUCUGUCAUGAUUCCAGUGGAUUGUUUGAAAAAUUAUGAUUUCUUUUCAGUCAGUGCACUGUGUGUUCUGUCUGUCACUUGUUCAGAAAUGAGAUUUUUAUCAUUAAAAAAGUCUUGGUGGUUCCUCUGUUACUCAUAUUUAAAGUUGCCAAGUGUUUACAAACCAAUACUGUAGUAUUAUGUAAAUGCAGGAAGGUUCCGUAUAAAAAGAGAACAGAAUACCCAAUCUGGGUUGUAAUAGUGGCCUAUAGAUGUUUUUAAAUGUCCAAAAAUCAAAUAACUUUAAACCAGAUGUUUCUAUGUCAGGAUACGUUCGUUCUCUUGCUGGAUAACAGGCACUGUUAUUAAUACUGUUUAGACUAGACUGUGAAGUCUUGUCUCAUAGGUGAAAAUGUGCAAUUUGUGUCUGAGACGUCCAUGUUUUUGACUAGUCUUUGUGUCAGACAGCAGGUUUCUUUGUCAGUUUGUUUCAUUUCUAUGUUUGUUUUACAUCUGCAGAGUUUAUUCAGCCUAAUAUGUCUUAAUAAGGAUUAAUAGGGAUUAUUCAAAGAAGAAUGCUUGUCGUAUUUCCUUUGGCUUUUGCACAAAGAAGAAAAUUAGUAAUAUUUGUAUGUUUGGAAUUCAAGUAAAAAGAAAAGAGGAGUAAUAUAUUUGUUCUAUUAGGGCCCAGGAUGUUAUAUUAGAUUGUAUUUGAGAAGGCCAUAUAAAUGAUAUAUAAUCUAAUUAUUUGAGAUGUGUAUGUUUGAUGUCACAGAAGAUUUGGGACAAUUCAUAGAAAUGAAAGUAGUUUGUUCAAUUAAAGAACAGAUUGUCUUUAAACUAGGCCUGUAAUAUUAAGACACUAGUUAGUCAAAGGAACAGGAAGCUCUGUGUGUUAAACAGCAUCAAGAACCCACUGGAUUUAUUUCUAUGAAGAAAUCUUUGAUACAGCACACGUGUCCUGUUACUUCACUGAUAUCUCUGCAGUUUUGACAUUGUCCCUUUUCUUACACUUUUUGUAUGGCAAUAUAUGGUUUAUUUUACUCUGGAAAUAAAUUAUUUUUCAGAAAACAAA
This is a messenger RNA of Cheilinus undulatus (humphead wrasse), 4001 nucleotides long. RefSeq names its product solute carrier organic anion transporter family, member 3A1 (gene slco3a1). Gene Ontology annotation, cellular component: membrane. Lineage: Eukaryota; Metazoa; Chordata; Actinopteri; Labriformes; Labridae. Gene Ontology annotation, molecular function: protein binding. The record is from RefSeq and is a predicted model, not a curated record. The coding region runs from base 521 to 2626 and encodes 701 amino acids. Gene Ontology annotation, biological process: sodium-independent organic anion transport; prostaglandin transport; transmembrane transport. The transcript is spliced from 10 exons.